Messenger RNA from Ichthyophthirius multifiliis, 1073 nucleotides. Its product is annotated as protein kinase domain protein. The transcript is spliced from 5 exons. The record is from RefSeq and is a predicted model, not a curated record. NCBI's taxonomy places the organism in Eukaryota, Ciliophora, Oligohymenophorea, Hymenostomatida. Gene Ontology annotation, biological process: protein phosphorylation. Gene Ontology annotation, molecular function: protein kinase activity; ATP binding.
AAUGUAUUUUAAGAGAUAACACAACGUUUUUUGAAUUUGUAAAAUUAGUCCAAAAAGCCAUGAAUUUAAAAUAUUAAAAUUUAGACUAAUCCUUAAAAAUGAGAAUAUUUAAAUCUGUAGGAGUUGAAAUAUUUGAGGAUGACAUAAAAUACAUAAAAGCAAAUUAAAUACUAUACAUUUCCCCAAAUGGUCAAGAUUUUGAUGAAUCUAAUAACUUCGCAGUCUAUAAACUUGGAAAAUUAAUAGGAAAAGGUGGUUUUGGACAGGUAUAUGAAUCUAAACAUAGAAUUACACACGAAAAAUUUGCUAUAAAAAUAAUUAACGGAUCUGCAUUUAAAGUAAAUAAAAUAGCUGAAAUGAUGUUUAAAGAAAUCGGAAUUUUAAAAAAUUUAGACCACAAAAAUAUAGUAAAAGUUCAUAAUUUUUUCACAUUGUAACCAGAAAUGAAAGUAGCAAUUGUACUAGAGUAUUUAGAAGGAGGUGAUUUACGUUAGUAUAUAGAAAGAUAACAAAGUAAAUAUAUAGAAGAAUAAAAAGCCAGGCAUUUAUUUUUAUAAAUAUAUAGUGCCAUGUAAUAUUGCCAUUGUGAAAAAAUAAUACAUAGAGAUUUAAAACUAGAAAAUAUAAUGUUUACAAAUAAAAAUCAUGAUAUUAUCAAAAUAGUAGAUUUUGGUAUUUCCGGAAAUUAAAAUCUUAUUAAUAUCGAUUAUACAGAAAGUGGUUCUGUCCGUUAUUUUGCACCAGAAGUUAUUACUUCUAAAGUCCCAGCUCAUCCUUCUAUUGAUGUUUGGGCUUUGGGUUGUAUUUUGUAUUGGAUGUUGGUUGGAAGUUCACCUUUUCCAUAAAACUCGAAGUAAUAAGUAUAUGAAAGUAUUAUUAAAGGUAGUUAUUAGUUUCCAAAAGAGACAAAGUAAAGGAUAACAAAAUCAGCAGUUAAUCUUAUUGAAAAAAUGCUUGUUGUUGAUAUUUCAAAAAGAAUUACUAUGCUAGAAAUAGGAUAACAUGAUUGGAUUUAAAAAAAUGUUAAUGAAAUAGAGUAUAAAUAAUCUAAUUUAUAUUAGAGGAAUGCUUGA